AAUGAUCAAAGAAGCAGGUUUAGCGCAUCGUUAUUCCCGUAGAGUGGCGAACGAAACGAAUAAGCUAAGCGGUGGGCGGGGAGCGCGGUGCGUGCGCGCGCGCACUCGGCGCACUGCGCUUUUUGCUUGUGGCAACUGGCAAGUGGCAGGGCGACCGGGCGACCGCGGCGCGGACUGGCGGCGAGCCACUCCGGGAUCUUAUCCUUAUUGUAUUUUAUUCUGUUCUUAGCGGUCUGCCCCGACGAACGUCCCUACCACAAACAUAUCCCUUUUGUAAUACCAAUAAUACUCAACGUUUUAUUGUUACAAAGCCAGUUUAUUACAAACUAACGUAUUAUGCCAAUAUGUUAGUAAAAACUCAGUCAUUCUUUGCCCGGUCUACAGACGGUCUGUUUUGUUGUGUGAACAAGUGUUAUACCUAAAUAAAUAAUAAUAGCGGCGAACAACAGAUUUUUAAGAAAAUUGCUUUAUCAACUGACAUUAUGAAUAUAAAUGAUUUAGUGACCCGUUUAUUUUUUCUCACUAUUAUUUAUAUCGUCGAUGGAGCUUCACCUGAUGUUAAGAGUUCGACAUCGAGCGGUCAAAGCAGCGAGAGCUGCAACAGCCGCGCGGCGGCGUGCGAGGCGGCGGCGAACAGUCGGAGAGCCGUGUGCGGCACCGACGGCCGCACCUACCCCUCGCGAUGCCACCUCAUGGUAGCGCAGUGCUCCGGGGAGCCCGUCACCGUCGCCAGGAAGGGACCCUGCGUCGAAGGUCAGUCUUCAUGUCUGAUCGCCUUGCGGUACGCGCUGAGCGCUCAGAGCGGGCUGUGGUCGGCUUACGUGCCUCGCUGCCGCGCGGACGGCAGCUAUGCGGCCGUGCAGUGCGCCAGCGCUGGUGCUGCCGCCGCCGGCUGCUGGUGCGUCACCCCUGACGGGAAACCCUUGCCCGACACCUCUGUUAGGAACGGAAGACCUGACUGCACCCGCACCGGUAAAUCGCACACGCGGAGACGGUCGUCUGUUCGUGGUCAACGAAAUAAAAGAACAUGUACACGAAGUGACCGUGCCCAAUUUAAUGGCAACCUCAUCAAGAUCUUCAGCGGUGAGUACGAGAGGGCGCGGUCCGACUCCGCAACUUCAGCCGAACCCCGGAUAGUUGCCGACUGGAAGUUCAGGGAACUUGACCGGGACAGGAGCGAUGCGCUGCAGAAGUCUGAAUAUAGAGGACUUAGGAGGCUUAUAAAAAAGGUGGUGAAACCGAAACGUUGCGCUCGCGCAUGGGCGCGGGGCUGCGACGGCGAUGGCGACGGGGAGAUAGCACACGCCGAAUGGGUCGCCUGCCUGCUUGUGAACCCGGAGCCGCCCGCACCGGACUUCUCUCUCCGUUUCUUCAUGUCGUUGACUGCAGACGAUGACAGCGGUCCGGAAGCUGAACCAGAUUACAACGAGGAGGAGCCGCCGCCAGAUCCCAGCUCAGUGCUUCCCGGCAUAGUAAGAAAUUCAUUCGCGCCUGACGGGUCUGACUCUGAAUCCAGGAGAGAAGACGAAGCCAAUGAUUGUCUGACGGACAGACAAGCAGUUCUGGAUGAACAGAAAGCGGGUGGCGCUGCGCUCUACGUGCCUGAGUGUACCGGGGACGGGAGGUACGCUCGCGCACAGUGCUACCGGUCUACCGGGUACUGCUGGUGUGUUCACCAGGAUACUGGCAAGCCGAUACCCGGGUCAUCAGUGAAGGACAGGCGUCCUGACUGCGACGCUGCGCCGCAACACGCUAGCCCCAUGAGAGGUACGGUCAUACCAGGUUGUCCAGAACCAAUGAAAAGUCACUUCUUACGUGACCUAAUGAGUUUCUUCAUCUCCAAAAUGACCACUUCCAUCAACGGUACUGGUCCAGGAGAUAUGGUCAAAUGGGGAGCAUCGAAAGAGGAACAAGCGGCUACUUGGACUUACGUGAUGUUGGAUAAGGAUAAGAAUAAGGCGUUGGAGCGGAGAGAGUGGAAGGCGUUCCACCAGCUGAUAUCGAACGUGGAGCCUUUGCGGCGGUGUGGGAGGAAGCUGCCGCGCUACUGCGACGUCAACCAUGACACCAAGAUCAGUAUAACUGAGUGGAUGGCGUGCUUGGAGGUCACACAAGGCUCGCAAAGUCCGACUACUGAAACAACAAAACCACCAUCCAAUCCCAGACGGAAGGGACCAAAUCCAUUGGAAUCGUUUUUAAAAGCUGAUGAUUGAUUCAUCCUCAAAUGUUGACUGUGUCGAUAUAAAUUAGAACGUUUCUAAAGUUUUUGUGCCAGUGUUAGUGCUAAGAGACCAGUGCAGUGUAGUGUUGAAGAAGGCUGGGAACUUUACGGCUAAAAAUGAAGUCUGUUACGAAGCGACCAGGCGUUAAGAAAUUCUAUUGUAAACGUUGAAGGGUUACACUGGAAGCGCAUUCAAAUUUACAUCGAACUUGGAAACAAAAAGCUUGUUUUGAUUGUUGCACAUGAUAAUUACAUAAAUUUGUAUCUAUCAGGGCCCCAAUUCCGCUAUUUGCAAGGGCCGAUGAAUGAAUGGAAAUAGGAUUAAAGUGACACGAUUUGUAGUCUCAUAAGCGUUUUCCCAACACAAUAACUAGAAAUUCAGUAUGGGGAGGAACGGUCACUGUAAAUAGCGGAAUUUAAAAGUUUAUCAGAGCAAUUUUUAUAUAUCAUGUGCAUGUAUUAUCAUUAUUUUGAAUGACUAACCUAGUGUAACAAAAAUUCAUUGUUUAGAAAGAAUAUUAUUUUAAGAUAUGAAUGGUAUUAACUCGUGUAUUUAUUUUAAAUCAAUUAAUUAUUAUUUCUUAAAGUUUAAAGUAAUUUUAAAUGUUGAAAUUAGACCGACUGUGCUUAUUCGAAUAUGAACAGGAAAUAAAAAUUUAGGGCAAGUCUGAGAUGAGAUUUUUUUAUAGUAAUCCUUUGAAGUGUAAUUUUGCCAAUAUAUUGUGUAACACUGCUGAAGCUUUGGAUAUUAAUUUUACCUGAUUUUAUUAACACAAGAAACUUGAAGUUCUUGAAUAUCUAUGGUUAAUAGCAAAAGUGAAUUUUCGCCAUAUUUACUAAAAAGUUGUAUACCAUCUAAUUGAAACUAAUAAGGAACAAAGGACUGGAUGCCUUGAAAAAAAAUGGUAUAUUUUACAUGUCAUUGAUACAUUUGUUACUGUUU
Messenger RNA from Trichoplusia ni (cabbage looper), 3164 nucleotides. RefSeq names its product SPARC-related modular calcium-binding protein 1 (gene magu). The record is from RefSeq and is a predicted model, not a curated record. Gene Ontology annotation, molecular function: protein binding; calcium ion binding. Bases 483 to 2213 code for a protein of 576 amino acids. The transcript has 12 exons. Lineage: Eukaryota; Metazoa; Arthropoda; Insecta; Lepidoptera; Noctuidae.